This is a messenger RNA of Carcharodon carcharias (great white shark), 5593 nucleotides long. It is a transcript of the gene tgfbr1b, whose product is annotated as transforming growth factor, beta receptor 1 b. Lineage: Eukaryota; Metazoa; Chordata; Chondrichthyes; Lamniformes; Lamnidae. Gene Ontology annotation, biological process: heart development; nervous system development; protein phosphorylation. The record is from RefSeq and is a predicted model, not a curated record. The transcript is spliced from 9 exons. The coding region runs from base 70 to 1572 and encodes 500 amino acids. Gene Ontology annotation, molecular function: transforming growth factor beta receptor activity, type I; activin binding; SMAD binding. Gene Ontology annotation, cellular component: activin receptor complex; plasma membrane.
UGGAGCGGCAGCUGGGAUAGCUCCGAGUGGACAGUAGCGGCUGUCGGGGACGGUGUGAGCUUUGUGGCCAUGGUUAGAGCCGGAGCCUCUCAGAGCGCGGCCCUGGGCUGCCUGCUGCUCCUGAUCUGUGCCUCUGGAGUGUUAGGAUUGAAGUGUUUCUGCUCCCACUGUGUUGCAAAUAACUACACCUGUGAGACAGAUGGGCUCUGUGUGACCACUGUCACUCGCACAGAAAAUGGAAUCGUGCGCAGCAAAUUGUGUGUUUCAAGUGUUGACCUGAUACCUCCAGAUAGGCCGUUUCUUUGCGCCCCAUCUGCAAAUGAUGCUGUAUCGAGUCAUUGCUGUGAUUUAAACUUCUGCAACAAUUUUGAUCUUCCUGUGCCAACCAGAGUGACUCCAGCAGAGCCUCCUUGGUUAAAUUUGGGACCCGUGGAAUUAGCAGCAGUCAUCGCUGGACCAGUUUGUGUGGUUUGCAUUUUACUGAUGGUGGCCUUCUAUUUUUUUCAUAAUCGCGCGGUCAUUCAUCAUCGUGUUCCUCAUGAAGAAGAUCCAACCUUAGAUCAUCCUUUCAUUUCCGAGGGUACCACCCUCAAAGAUUUAAUUUAUGACAUGACCACCUCAGGAUCUGGUUCAGGACUGCCUUUACUUGUGCAAAGGACAAUUGCAAGAACAAUUGUAUUGCAAGAAAGUAUAGGGAAAGGCCGGUUUGGAGAAGUCUGGCGAGGGAAGUGGCGAGGUGAAGAAGUUGCAGUAAAAAUUUUCUCUUCUCGUGAAGAAAGGUCAUGGUUUCGUGAAGCAGAAAUUUACCAGACUGUGAUGUUGCGCCAUGAAAAUAUCCUUGGGUUUAUUGCAGCAGAUAACAAAGAUAAUGGGACCUGGACACAGUUGUGGCUAGUAUCAGAUUAUCAUGAACAUGGCUCCCUGUUUGACUACUUGAACAGGUACACCAUUACUGUGGAAGGAAUGAUUAAACUGGCACUUUCCACAGCCAGUGGACUUGCACACUUGCAUAUGGAGAUUGUUGGUACACAAGGAAAACCUGCUAUUGCUCACAGAGACCUGAAAUCAAAAAACAUUUUAGUAAAGAAGAAUGGAACUUGUUGCAUUGCAGAUUUAGGAUUGGCAGUAAGGCAUGAUUCAGCCACAGAUACAAUUGAUAUUGCUCCAAAUCACAGAGUGGGAACAAAAAGAUACAUGGCUCCAGAAGUCCUUGAUGAUUCUAUAAACAUGAAACAUUUUGAGUCUUUUAAAAGGGCAGAUAUCUAUGCUAUGGGCUUGGUUUUCUGGGAAAUUGCACGAAGAUGUUCAGUGGGUGGUAUUCAUGAAGACUAUCAGCUGCCUUACUAUGACCUAGUACCAUCGGACCCUUCAAUUGAAGAAAUGAGGAAGGUGGUGUGUGAGCAGAAGCUAAGGCCAAACAUUCCUAACCGGUGGCAAAGUUGUGAGGCUUUACGUGUAAUGGCGAAAAUCAUGCGUGAAUGUUGGUACGCCAAUGGAGCAGCCAGAUUAACUGCUCUGCGGAUCAAGAAAACGUUAUCUCAGCUCAGCCAACAGGAAGGCAUAAAAAUGUAGAGACAGGUGCAGUCUGGAAAACCAGUUGACAGGAUGAUAACUGCACUUGGAUGCAGUUUUAUGGAAGGGAUUCUUGUUCUACCUCACCGAGGAAGCAGAAGAUGGAUCUCACUGCCUGUACCACCAUAGAAACUGCACCAAAUUUUAUACACUACAUAGGAAAUUUCCAACUUGUCUAGCUCUCUAAUGGACAUGCAGAGCUCAGGCUGUGAGGUCCACUCUGCUUUGAACACCUCCUUCCCAGGACAUUGACGUGAUAUUACGUAGCUUAGUUUUUUUAAUUAACAUUUAACUUGAUAAACAAAGAAGUUUUAUUAUUGGUCUUAACUGUAGAAAAGCUGGAACACUUAAGCCUUUACCAACACUGCCCCAGUGUAUUGGAGAAACUAAUAAUGGGGCUGGUCCCACAAAUGAAUGACAUUUAAGUGCAAGAUACAGUAUUACACACAAUUAAAGGGUACUCUUCAUCCAAGAUUUGGGUAGUAGUUUUACUGCUUAGGAAUUCAGCUAUCAGAUUAUAAUUUUGCUGCCUUGCCGUUUGUUUUUUCACCUUGCGCACUGAAGUCCUAGCUUUGAGUCAGGAGUACUUUACAUUUGGUUUGAAGAUUUGUUCAUUCCACUAUGUAUGAAAUGGCUACAAAAGUAACUCAGAAGCAUAAUUUAGGUACAGUUGUAUAACUAUUACUAUAUUUUUGUUUGGGGGAGUUGGGGGGGAGGAAUUAUGUAACCAUUUCCGAAGCCAGUGCACAUAUCUCGCCCAUAAGUGCCAGAGCUUUUAUAAAACCAUAGCCUGCAUCAUGGACAGUUUCUAUCUAAAAGAUAAUUGGGUUAGGGCCAUAAAUUACUGUUUUUAAUUAAUAGGUACAACUUUAGAUUUCAGUAUUAACUAGAUAAUGUUUGCACUCAGCAUCUUUACAGUUUUCUUUUAAUAUGUAUAAAUGCUGAUUUCUGAGUGCACGCCAGGCACAAACUGCUCUCCUUCAGGAGCACAUGGGAGAGAAUUGUGGAGAGUGCGAUUGCAGUAUUGCAAUGUAGACCUCCACUGGCUGUAUUUUUAGACAGGAGCUGGCAUUCUGAAAACUUAAAGUAGCGUGGAACAUGCUUCAUAACUUUGGCUUCUUGCUGCUAAGGCUCUGCAUGGGGGGAGUAUUUAGUCGUGUAAUUGUCCCAUAUCUCUCAAUUUGGUUCAUGUUGAGGAAUACAAAACUGUUUUUGGGUUACUAGCCUAAAAGCCACCAAGUAUUUUGUCCAUUAAUUUGUAAUGUAGCAAAUUCCUUUCCACAAAAUCCAAAUUGUUAAGCGUUUUCGAAAUUAACACUAAGUUAGUGACAGUAGUCAGAAAGGUGACCUUUAUUAUAAGUAGCCUACAGGGAGCAAUCUUGACGAUCAUUUGCCCAUUUGUCUCCUUAAUCUUAUUUCAGUGAGCAUUAAUGACCCCUAUGACAACUUAUCCAGUGUAUUACAUUUUUUAUGUAUUUUACAUCGUUUUUAAGAUGAAAGCAUUUUACGUUGAUUUCAGUUUAUAGGCGCAAUUAAAAUCUGAUUUGUUUUUAUAAAUUUAAAGUUGAAACAAUAAUAAGUAAAAUGAAUUUUAUAUUAGGAGUGGACUGGAUCUUUAUUUAGCUUUUGAAAAGAUGAUGCAUUUUGCAGGGCAACCAUACCAGUAAGGAAAAAGUUGCUUUAGUGUGAGAUUUUAAUUGAAUGGGAUCAACAUUUAUCCAUAUAAAUGACACUAUCUUUUUUGAGACAUUAUUUCUCCUGAUCGUUUACCUGUUAUUUCUUUGCCCUGCAAAGGUUUCCAUGCAUUUUUUUUAAAUGAAUGAGAUUUUGCUGUUUUGUGGGGUAGAGUUGUUGGCAAGGGGCAGAAUGUCCAGGGAAAAUGAACAUGUUUGUAGUAGCUGUAGAUGUCUUUUUUUCUCUGGCAGUUCUGUUUAUUUUCAGUUGUGAUUUUUCAUAGCUUUGUAUCUUUCAAUGAAAUCUCAAUGGCCUUUGCUCAAGGUGCUGCAUUGCAAUAUAGAUUGGCGGCCUGUUACCUUCCACAAAAUCUGCAGCACAUGCUGCUGUGCCUCUUUAUUUGCACCAAAAUGCCAUAACGAGCCUUAUGAUCUUGCACAGUUAAUAUGUCUGCGACUAGUGAGUUCUGUGAAGCACGUGUAGAUCUGACACAAACUGGCUAUCCGCUGCUUGGUUCUCCUGAAGUACUCAAUUAGCCAAACCCCUGUUCCUUGUCUUUAUUUGAUUCGUAAAGGAAAAUUUGGGUUAGUUCCAAGUGAAAAGACUUAAAACAGCAGUUCACAGCUUUCUGAUGUACUCUAUAGAAAAAGCUGCAUAUAUUGAAAUUAGCAUGUUUAUUUUGUUGAUGUUGAAACCAAAUAUAAGGAUUUGGCAUCCCAGCUUAAAAUAAACUAGGGCAGUAUGUUAGUGAUGAAGAGACUUUCACAAAGCUCAAGUUUGUCACAAUUCAACAAUGUCUUGACGUAAUUCUUUGAAUUCGGCAAAGGUUUAGUAAUGUAAAGCAUUUUGCAUUGCUACUUUAAAAAUUGGAACCACAGUAUAAUUCAUGAGGGUAGUGUAGCUUUUAGUUUAACUUAGUUUAUAUACAAUUAUAUAUUUAAAAAUAAUGCAUAGAACGCAAUGUAGAAAAGUUUUUAAUUCUUUUUUAAUGUCAUUAAACUAUAGUGUGAAGUUUAAUUGCACAGUAACAAACCUGGUAGAAAGAGUGUGUGGACAACUAACCAUAUAGAAAAUGUUGGAUUUAGCUUCUAACCCGAAUAAAUCCAGGUUCUUUCACGGUACUUAAUCUGAAAGUGUGUAGUUUCCUGGCUGGAAAACAGUGUUAUAAAUGCAAGUGGUGAAGGCACUUGAAUGAAGUGGCAAAACUGCUGCUAAACCCAUAGAUGAAAUGUGUAGUUGCUUUGUUUUUAAGAAAUCCCAUCAGUCAUUCCUGUUGUAAGUAAUCACUGAGCAUAUUGUCAUAGGUAUAGUGUAUAGUACAGAAAAACAUCUUUAAUAUAUUAAGAGUUUUGUGUGGUAGGCUUAUGAACACCGUCAAAAAGAGCACCUCCCUGUAAAACCAUAAUAAUUACUCUGUGAUCUGUAGCAUGCUAAAUGUGCAUAUUGGAAGUGCUAGCUUAUUACUAUACAGAAUUUGCCCAGGACGACUCUAGGAAAAUGCAAAUGAUACUGCUGCAUACGUUAUGUUAAUGUUAAAUUCUGAAAUGCUGUUGGAUGAGCUUUUUUGUGUUGAGUGCCAUGACCUACCUUUUCAAGACAGUCCCAUUUUCUAUUACACCUUGCCAUGUGGUCCUUCUGUGAAUCCGGGAUUACAUUUAUUCUACAAUCAAAGCAUACAGUUGAACCUUUUAAAGUAAUUUUGCGUUAAAUUGAAGAUACCUCUGGAAUGACCAAGUUAUAUUUACCUCACUGUGUGUGUGUGUGUGUGUGUGUGUGUGUGUGUGUGUGUGUGUGCGCGUGUGCGCGCGCAUGAGUGUGCGUGCGCGCACGCGUGCUAAUAGUUUCAAUAACUCAGCAGGUUUGCAAAUUCAUUGAUUUUAUAUAAAAUAUGGAUGCUGUAUUAAUUUUGAAAAGCAAAAAUCCUGCAUCUGUCCAUGGUACUGAAGUGUCUUGUGUAUGUGUUGCGCCUGGCUUAUUGUAUACUAGAUAUAUUCCUUUGUACCGUUUGUAUAAAAUUGCUGAUCAGGAAGUAUCUACGCUGCUCUUGCAACGUUUUUCCUCCAGGAGCACAGCUUUGUAGCUGGUGUAUAUGGAAAAAGGGGAGAUACUGGAGUGAGUAAAUAGAGAUUUGUGCAUUCAACAAGUUUUCCUCCUUCCAAAAAUUUCAUAAUCAUAAAUUAUGUAAUACCCCUCCCCUAAGUCUUAAGAUCAUGUAUAGUCUUUGUACAACAUGCACAGUGAAGAUGGUGAUGCUAAAUACUGAAUUAAAUGGCUUAUUGAAAGUAUUGGCAUUGUACAAUGCAUCUAACAAAACCAGAUGAAAAUAAAGUAUUCAUCUUCAUCUUGA